AUCACAAUGUCUUCAUUCUCUCACGUUUCUCUCCCCAUCGACAUGGAGGUGGAUUCUCCCCCCACCUCCUGCUUUGGUUCUUCUUCUUCUUUCCUUUCCGUUGAAAACAGGCCUAUCCCCCCUGUUCUCGGCAAUCCUUUUCUUCCUUCUUCCUCAAAAGGCAGGCUUAUUCCCCCUGCCUUUGGAGCUCCCUCCUCUCUCUCUUCUUCUCCUUCUUCUUCUCCUCCUCAGCCGGUUGGCUCUCAGGUUGGCUCUCACACCGACUCUGAUCCAACCGAAGAUCUCAUCCAAUCCUUCUCCUCCUUCACUGUCGGGGCUGGCCCUCUCCCCCCUGCUCUCACCAAGCAGGUAGCCGCCCCUAUUCACCCUCUUUCUCUUAUGGCUGCUCGAGUCGCUUGGGCUAAGUGCAAGAAGAGCAAGUGCUCUCCCUCUGGCAAUCACUUCCGCCAGAAUCAUCCCCUCUACCGCAAGUACUCCAACCUCUCUCUCUUUUCUUCUUCCCCCAAGAACCGCUCCAAGAGCGGCGAUAUCCCCCGUGGCCCCUCCUCUUCUUCUCCGGCGCCUGCGAAUCCCUUUGGGCCCAAGCCUGAAGGUGUUCGCAAGCGCCGCGCUCGGGGUAAGGGCAGAGGUCAGGCGAAGCAGCAACAGACUCAGGGCAAUGGUCAGACUCCUCCCCGCGGCCCUCGGAACUCUUCCCUUGAUCAGCGUCGGUCUUAUCCCCAGCCCGCUCGAGGUCAGCCUCGCGGGUCUAGACCGAAUCGCAAUCAGGGCCCGAGGGCUGCGCAGUCUGGUAACCGCAAUCCCUUUACGCCUGCUGCUGUGAAUCCGUUCUCUCAACCCUUGCCCCAGGCUUCCGCUCCCGCUCCCCCUUCUCAGCCACGCAAUCGUCGCUCUCGGGGCGGUUCUCGCCGCAACCCCAUCACUCUCUAGAGUACUUGCUUCCCUCUCUUCUUUUUCUUUCUGUACUUUGUUUUCUUCUUGCACUUACACAAAAGCCCAAAAAAACUUGAAAAGCCUAAAGAGAAAAAAAAACCCCCGUUUCCUUUGUCUUGGUUUGAGAUCUUCAUUCUUACGCUCCGUUUCCGUUUUCUUUUGUUUUUUUUUGUUUUUGCUUUUCUCUCUCUCUUCUCUCUCUCCCCCCUCUUUCUUCUCUUCGAUGUUGUUUUUGGUUUCUGGCGAAUUGGUAGACUUUUUAUCGCUUGCGUGUAGGCGAUUAUUUUACCUCCCCGGCCCCGGCGAGCCAC
Molecule: messenger RNA, 1244 nt
Organism: Colletotrichum acutatum
Lineage: Eukaryota; Fungi; Ascomycota; Sordariomycetes; Glomerellales; Glomerellaceae
Exons: 1
Coding region: 7-930 (307 amino acids)
Source: RefSeq, a predicted model, not a curated record